AUGACAGUGUUGAUCUUUAGACCUAGGGAAAGUUGGUUGAAGUCUGAGAAUGCAGAUGAGGUAGGUGGUUCUUCGGAGGAGGAUCUAAGCUGUGGAGAGGUGGAAGCAACUGAGAGUCAAGAAUCUUCCGGAGCCUGUCCAGGUGACCGGGAGCUGAAAGAAAUGCUACUGCACAAGUACAGUGGCUAUCUUAGCAGUUUGAGAAAGGAAUUCUUGAAGAAAAAGAAGAAAGGUAAGCUACCAAAGGAUGCAAGGCUGGUGUUGUUGGACUGGUGGAGCGAGCACUAUAGGUGGCCAUAUCCCACGGAAGAGGAAAAAACAAGACUAUCAGAGAUUACUGGAUUAGACCAGAAGCAAAUCAACAACUGGUUCAUAAAUCAAAGGAAGCGACAUUGGAAACCAUCAGAAGACAUGAGAUUUGCCCUCAUGGAAGGUAUCGGUGGAGGCAUUGAGGGACCUAUGUACUUUGACACUUCAGGGGGAACUGGAAGUAUCGAUGUCUAAAAUGACAAUGGGGGAUGUCCCGAGUAGGUAUUGUAUCUUCUGCGCUCUUACAUUUUGUAGAAUCUGCUGGUAUAUAAAGAUUUCUGUCAAAAUGAGAUUCUGUUGACACACAAGCUGUGGAAAAACAGCCUGCUUG
This is a messenger RNA of Ilex paraguariensis (yerba mate), 640 nucleotides long. The record is from the annotation of a GenBank genome assembly. NCBI's taxonomy places the organism in Eukaryota, Viridiplantae, Streptophyta, Magnoliopsida, Aquifoliales, Aquifoliaceae.